Vigna angularis (adzuki bean) is the source of this 967-nucleotide messenger RNA. RefSeq names its product glyoxylase I 4-like. The transcript is spliced from 5 exons. The record is from RefSeq and is a predicted model, not a curated record. Lineage: Eukaryota; Viridiplantae; Streptophyta; Magnoliopsida; Fabales; Fabaceae. Bases 91 to 711 code for a protein of 206 amino acids.
GGAGCAACUGAAGCUUGGAAGUCCACUCAUUACUCAGUAUACUCAUAUGAGGUUCCAAAUGAUAUGUGAAAUUAGAAGACAGCCCAGACGAUGAAUUCUUGCUCUGCAAUGGCGACCAUUCUCAAAACACCUUCCUUUCUCUCCCCUCUCAACCAAAAGUUGAAUUAUGUUAGCCUUUCUCCCACAACUACAAACAUGCAGUCCAAAUUUUGUCAUGGUAGUGUCAGAAAUGGGAGAUGGCAUGUUCCUAGCGUUGCUAUAAAAGCUCAGGCUGCUGUUGAAGGGGAUGUACUUGACAAAGAAUCAGUCUCUAUCAAUGAAGAAAGUGAUUAUGGGGUCGUUGGUAUGCACCAUGUUGGAAUUUUAUGUGAAAGUCUUGAAAGAUCCCUUGACUUUUAUCAAAACGUUCUUGGCCUCAAGAUAAAUGAAGCAAGGCCAAAUGAUAAGCUUCCAUACAGGGGUGCUUGGUUGUGGGUAGGCUCUGAGAUGAUUCAUUUGAUGGAGCUUCCAAAUCCUGACCCUUUAACUGGACGACCGGAACAUGGUGGUCGAGAUCGUCACGCAUGUAUUGCAAUAAGGGAUGUUUACAAGCUGAAGGAAAUCCUUGAUAAAGCUGGUAUUCCCUACACGCUUAGUCGUUCUGGAAGACCAGCAAUCUUUACACGUGAUCCUGAUGCAAAUGCUCUAGAAUUUACACAAGUUGAUGUUUGAUGCUUAUGGAUAUUACAUGCCAAAUCACACCCCUUUGGCGCCACAAGUCCCCCGAAGGUAGAAAUAAAUGUAGAAAUGAUUACAUGUAUGUAAAGGCUGAAGGGACUAAUAGGCCAUGGUAAAGUUGUCUGCUAUGCAGUGGCUUUAUAGCAGCAAUACAGUACUGGUCAUCAUAUAUAUUGCACACCUGUAAGGAUAAAUGGAACGUGACUGCUGAGAAUUAAAGUUGAAAUUAUACGAGAUAAGAUUGUGGAUA